Etheostoma cragini (Arkansas darter) is the source of this 1147-nucleotide messenger RNA. RefSeq lists its product as uncharacterized. The transcript has 4 exons. Lineage: Eukaryota; Metazoa; Chordata; Actinopteri; Perciformes; Percidae. The coding region runs from base 177 to 920 and encodes 247 amino acids. The record is from RefSeq and is a predicted model, not a curated record.
ACCUGGAUGGCUUUGUCACGCUCAUAUCUGGUCAGCAAUCCAGAAAACAUAACCAGGAAGAAAAGUUUGACAGGAGUCGCAUGACGUUGACGUAAUUUGGAAUGUGCGGACCACAGAUGCAUUGUCAGAAAUAAUUGACCUGAAAACAAAUUGAGAGACCCCAGAGCUGCAGAAAAAUGCUCCGUUUUGUCUGCUGUUGCUGCUUCUCAAGUGAAAACUCCGCAGACGAGAGGCAGGCUCUCCUCCACCCCAGACCAUCUGACCUGAGUGAAGCUAGAUCAGCCAGGCCGGCCCGGCCAACACACAGUGAUAAGCAGAUGGUAAUGCGGAUUGGCAGGUUGGCGAUGAGGCAAGUGUGUGUGCCCGAGUUGGACCAGAGGUUUUCUGACAUGGCCGAGACCUUCAAUGAACAGCACGAGCGCUAUGAGGCUAUGGUCCGACAUAUCACCAACCUGCGUCAGAGCUGCGGCUGUAACCACAAUGAUACAAUGGCUUUAACAGAAUGUGUGAGGAUGAUCAGAGAUGAGCAUGAGGCCAGGUACAGGGUCUCCCUUAAGAUGAAGGGCUAUGACUUCUCCCUCACUGUGGUUCCUGUGGGCGAAAGUGACGAGGCACCACUGCCCCCACAUCUGUCACUGGCUCAGGAAGAGGUGAAGGGCACUUCUGAGAGCGCCAAAGCCAUCAUCUCAAAAGGUACCACACUUCAAGAGUUGAUUGGCUGGCUGCUCCGUAGCAAGGAUCACAUGGCUGAGCAGGUGAAAGGGGCUGCAGCAACUUACCAGGAGCAGGGAAGACUGAAUGAGAACCUGGAGGAGAACCUGAAGGAAGUGAGAAGGGCGAAGGUGUUGUCGCUGGGAUAUAAACAACAGGCAGGGGAAGUCCUCACUGAGGCUGCACAGAUAGCAGGGGCGUAUGUGUAGUUCAUGCACAUUUUAGAUACUUAUUUGAAUCCAACAAUUACAAUAUGCAGCACGCUCUUUGAACAUUACGCACGCACAGAACGUUGUGCAUGUAUUUAAAUGUACCAAGUAUACUCAUUGCAUUACAGCCUCUAUCAUGUUUGUUAUAAGAACACAAAACUAGCUAUGAUCUGCCUUUUAAAUGUCUAUACUAAGAUUUUAAUAAAUGUAGCAAAGCGUCACUUUAA